Molecule: messenger RNA, 864 nt
Organism: Alternaria arborescens
Lineage: Eukaryota; Fungi; Ascomycota; Dothideomycetes; Pleosporales; Pleosporaceae
Exons: 1
Coding region: 1-864 (287 amino acids)
Source: RefSeq, a predicted model, not a curated record
AUGGAGCCAUUGAUAUCCAGGACUUCACAUCCAUCAAAACAUGUUACAGUACUUCCUUGCGCCAACCCGCGACACGCCACCAGAGACGUUCAUAAGGCUAGGCAACAUCAUCGAACAACCACGCUUCGCAGACCGACCACUCAAUCGACACCCCCUUCCACCCGAGGAAACCAUGUAUUCGAAUUUGACAACAUAAAAACAUACACCAUCGGCAUCUGGACCUCUUUCCUUAUGCAAAUCCUCGGCAUCGGCGGAGACAUCAACACUCAAAUCUCUAAAGGAACUACAGAAACUUGGAACUGCGAAAGGAUUGAGACUGUGUCUUUCAAACCUACCACCGAGUACAUCGAGCAAAGUCUUGAUUCUACAAAUGUCAAACGAUAUAUCCAGGACAACAAGAAUUGGCUAUGGGAUACAAAGCUGUACAUGAUCACGGGAAUAAAGAUCGCAUACGGGGCCAAGGGAACGAUCAGACAUGCACGGAGCAAAGGCAUACAUCUUCAUCUCGGUGUUGAUGCGACAUCAGCUUUUGCGCCGGUUCAAGCUGGUCCAGAUAUAGGUGUUGAGAAGGGUCGGAACGUGACACAGGACAUUGGCGAUAAGGAUCCGUUUGUGCUUGCGUUUCGCAUGCAGAGGAUUAAAGUAUCGAACAAGGGGAAGGUCAGACAUGAACGCGUUGACGGUGGUAUGCUGGGUGUUGACGACGGUGAUGGUGAGGAUGAAGAAGAGCGUGUAGAGCUUGUGGUUGAUGGGUUGGAGAGUGCGGACGCGGGUGCGGAGGAGUUUGGUAUUGGGACCUCGUGGAUGGUAGGUGAUGCAGAUGUUGGAGAUGCGUGUUAUUGCGCUUUGAUAGAGGACGACUGA